AUGGCCGCCGCCGCCGCGGGGAAGAAGAGUAGUAGCAGCGGCAUGCCGGCGGGCGCCCUCCGCGUCGGCCUCACCUGCUCCGGCUUCUUCGGCGCCGCCACCUACGCGCGUGCAGAGAUGACCGACGUGCACGGGCGCACGUUCGGGGUGUGGACGCUGCUGUCCUGUACGCUCUGCUUCCUCUGCGCCUUCAACCUCGACAACAGGCCGCUCUACAUGGCCACCUUCCUGUCCUUCGUCUACGCCUACGCCCACUUCAUCCUCGAGUACCUCGUCUACCACACCUUCACCGCCGCCAACCUCGGCAGCUUCGCCCUCGUCGCAGUGACGUCGAUCGUCUGGAUGCUGCUGCAGUGGAACUCCCAUGCUCCCCGUGCGGCUGCCAAGCGGGCCUGA
Panicum virgatum (switchgrass) is the source of this 396-nucleotide messenger RNA. RefSeq names its product ergosterol biosynthetic protein 28-like. Gene Ontology annotation, cellular component: membrane; endoplasmic reticulum. The transcript has 3 exons. Gene Ontology annotation, molecular function: protein-macromolecule adaptor activity. NCBI's taxonomy places the organism in Eukaryota, Viridiplantae, Streptophyta, Magnoliopsida, Poales, Poaceae. The record is from RefSeq and is a predicted model, not a curated record. The coding region runs from base 1 to 396 and encodes 131 amino acids.